AUGACAUCAAACACUGAUGCAGCCGCAGCGGCCCAAACGGCCUCUCCCCUUCGAUUAUCUCCCGUGGGGCAGGCUCAACAACCUAAACUCACAACCACCAUCGCCCCGGACCUUCACCCAGAUGAUUCUGGAGAUGACUCCUCUGCAAGAGGGGAGAGCAUUGCUUCCUCCAGCACUAGCGUGACUGACUCUGUACUUCAAUACCGUCUUGAAAAUGGAAGGACAUACCAUAAGUACAAGGAUGGCAAAUAUGCCAUUCCCAAUGAUGAGCAAGAGAAGGAGCGCCUUGAUGUGCAGCACAACAUGUUCCUACUCACUUUCGACAAUCAACUCGGAACUGCACCUCCCAACAAGAAGGACUCUGUUAUUGAAGUGAAUAGAGUUCUGGACGUUGGAACUGGAACUGGAAUUUGGGCUAUAGAGUUUGGGGACGAGCACCCCGAAACUGAAGUUCUUGGGGUUGACCUUUCGACAAUUCAGCCAGUAUCCACGCCCCCGAAUGUGAAAUUUGAGAUUGAUGAUAUUGAUGAAACGUGGACAUAUUCGCGGCCCUUUGACUACAUCCACAGCCGAAUGAUGACAUCCAGCAUCGGGGAUUGGAAGGUAUAUCUCCAGAAGUGCUACGAUCAUUUGAGUCCUGGAGGAUACGUAGAGUUGAACGAAGUGGACCUCAAAUCCGGGUGCGAUGAUGGGACUCUCAAGGAUGACCACGCAUUGCUGAGAAUGGGUCGCCUGUGGGGUGAAGCUGCGGAAUAUUUUGGCCGACCUUUCCAAAAUAACAGAGACUUGAUCACUAUCUUGAGCGAUAUCGGCUUCGUUGAGAUACAUGCCCAAACCUUCAAGUGGCCCUCGAACCCCUGGCCGAGGGAUAAGAAGCACAAGGAGCUCGGGUACUGGAAUUACGAGAACUCUAUUGCAGGCCUUGAGGGCUUCAUGAUGGCGCCUUUUACGAGGGUUCACAAUUGGACUAAGGAAGAGGUCGCUGUGUUUGCUAUGGAGGUUCGGAACGAGAUGAAGGAUCCUAAGAUUCAUUCGUAUUCCAACAUCUGGUCAAUUUAUGCCAGAAAGCCUACGGAAGAGCAGAAAACUAGCGGAUGA
Colletotrichum phormii is the source of this 1098-nucleotide messenger RNA. RefSeq names its product S-adenosyl-L-methionine-dependent methyltransferase. NCBI's taxonomy places the organism in Eukaryota, Fungi, Ascomycota, Sordariomycetes, Glomerellales, Glomerellaceae. The transcript has 9 exons. The record is from RefSeq and is a predicted model, not a curated record. Gene Ontology annotation, molecular function: methyltransferase activity. The coding region runs from base 1 to 1098 and encodes 365 amino acids.